Molecule: messenger RNA, 820 nt
Organism: Heterobilharzia americana
Lineage: Eukaryota; Metazoa; Platyhelminthes; Trematoda; Strigeidida; Schistosomatidae
Source: the annotation of a GenBank genome assembly
AACCCGACCACUACGUCCUAUUUAGCGUUUUCUAUACAAAGAGUGAAUUAAUCUAAUGAUUGAAAAAGUAUAUCUGAUACAUAUAAGCUUUGUAGUCUCUUUCCGGAGAAUUUUUUUAUCAUGUCGACUUACAUAUAUUUCAACAGUAAUUCAGAUGACUUUUAUUUAUCUUACAAUUUUGUUAGGUUAUGUUCUAGGGGUACCCUGAAAUCUCUUAAUGACAGAAAAAGUUCCUUUUGAAUCGAUACCAUUCAAUUGUACCUGUGAUAUUUGUCAAUGUUUCAAUAUCACAUCAAAUAAUCAACAGCAGAUGAAAGCAAAGUGUAAACUAAACGAUAGAGUUAAACUAUGGAAUCGAUAUGAAGGCACUGUAAAGUUUAUCGGUUAUAUUAACUUCAAGCAUAAUACAACAGUAUUUCUUGUUGGUAUUGAAUUAGAUUCGUAUAUUUCUAGAAUUACUUUGGAUAAUUAUAACCUUUAUUGUAAUGUAAAGAAGCGUAUUCUUGUCCCACCAUCAUUUUUCGUCUUGUUAGCACCUGGAAGACGAGGUCAUCCACAAAUUAAUGGAUUUAAAAUGAAUCCAAGUUAUAAUUUGAUACAAAGAAAUCGUAAACUGUAUAAGACAAUAGAUCCAUUAUUGUAUCGACUGAGAUUCGAAACACAGAGAAGCGGAAACGAAACUUACAUAAACAAAGUGGAAAAACAAGUGUACAAUGUAAGGAUUCGUAUAAUAUGCUCAAUUCAAUAUUCAAUCCUUCUCAAUGAUGAUAAGCUUACAGUUUCUCAUCAUCGAUUGGAUCGAAUGAUUGACCAUUAUUGA